Molecule: messenger RNA, 1449 nt
Organism: Astrephomene gubernaculifera
Lineage: Eukaryota; Viridiplantae; Chlorophyta; Chlorophyceae; Chlamydomonadales; Astrephomenaceae
Source: the annotation of a GenBank genome assembly
UGCACUUUAUACAUGCAGCAACGGUGCAAGGAGACCCGGCGAAGAUGCGUGCAAGCUGCGGUUGGACGCGCUGCUCGGCGUGUUUCGCCCUCCACAAUGGGUGGUUGCAACCGGCUUGGCCGCGAGGCUAGAACUCCUUUCCGUCCAGUCGCAGUAUUUCCAUUCUUUAAAAGCGCUGGCUCAAAACCUCCAAUCGCCGAGGAGCCCGUGUCUCAGCAGAAGCAGCAACAACAACACCCUCACCAGCGAUGCCAUCACCACCAUCAUCACCACAAGUUUGACCUGCCGCUUGCGGUCGUGCUGGCCGGCGCUGCCUUCGAGUCGUUCCUGCAGCCCAGGGCGGCUUCCAUCAACGCACCCUGGGCGGCCCCACCGUCACCUACACCGACAAGUCCUUCCUCACGCAAACCCACUACGGCGUGCUGCACGUGCAGCUGCUGUCCGCCUCCAACCUGCGCCCCGCCGACCCGGGCGGCGCCUCCAACCCGUACCCGUACUGCUGCAGCUGGGCGCAUGCAGCGUGCGGUCGGCGACGGUGUGGGGCAGCCAGGAGCCGAGAUGGGGGGAGGGGGAGGCGCACUGCCUGUAUGUGAGAGACCCCCGUACGGAGGUGUUGCGGGUACGACUGUACGACGAGGACCCCGGGCCCAAGAGCGACGACGAGCUGGGGACCGCCAUGAUGUGGCUGGGGGGGCUGCUGGAGGCGCUGGAGGGGCAGGGGCAGGGGGCUGGAGGGGAGGCGCGAACGGUGACGCUGCCCCUCAGAUGAUGGUGCACAAGGGCUUCCUGGACGCCUACGACAGCGUGCGGGCCACUGUGUUCGCCCUGCUGGAUGCCAUAACCACCAGCAGCAGCGCCAGCACCGGCAGCAGGAGGCGGAGGCGGGUGGCGGAGGCGGGGGCGGAGGCGGGUGGCGGAGGCGGGGGCGGGGGCGGAGGCGGAGGCGGCGGCCCCCGUGUGGCGGGUGCUGCUGACUGGGCACUCGCUAAGCGGUGCGCUGGCAACACUGGCGGCGUAUGAGCUGGCGGAGAGGAGGACCCCCGCCCGCUCCCGCCAGUCCAUCAGCCUCUACACCUUCGGCGCCCCCCGAGUGGGCAACCGGGCCUUCGCGGCAGAGUUCGACCGGCUGGUGCCUCGACGCGUGGCGGGUGACCAACAGCAAUGACAUCAUACCCAGAUGGUGGUGUGGGAGGGACGAGUUAAGAGGUUGUUGUUGUACGGCACACGCAUGCUGGUUGUUGUCGGUUGCCGGGGCGGUUGGGGGAGCAGAUGUUGAUUAAGUUGGAGACGUUGAUGCUGGGUGCUGACGUGAAGGCGCUGGGGAAGCGCUGAGGACGGGUGGCGGGACGGUGGAACGAGGCGGUCGACAGGGAGUAGGAAGUUGGUGUCGAUGCGGUAACCCAGUAAGGCGGGGGGGAGGAAGAAGUGGGCGCUGUGCGUUUCUUGGGU